Messenger RNA from Miscanthus lutarioriparius, 1242 nucleotides. NCBI's taxonomy places the organism in Eukaryota, Viridiplantae, Streptophyta, Magnoliopsida, Poales, Poaceae. The record is from the annotation of a GenBank genome assembly.
AUGGCGGCGGCGGCGGCCUACCCUCCAUGGGUAAUCUUCGAGCACUACUGCACGCUUGAGGUCCAGGGCUGCUCCUCCUCCAUCGCCGACACGAACACGCUGGCGCGCUGCCGCACCACCGCCGGUCAUCUCAUCAACGUCUCGCUCUGCCUCGCGGCGCCCCCCCAGGUGUCGCGCGUACGCGUCCAACUUCCUUCCUGCCGGCAUCGUGACGCCCUAUGCCGUAGUCCUCGCGUCACACGGCGACUCGGGGGUCCUCCCAGACGAGGAGAGGCGUCCCGUCGCUACCUGGACACUGAUAGCACCGGCCUCCUGCGCCGUGGCGAGGGCGAUUUCUUGGUGGCAGAGCUCAAGAUGGAGUACGUGAAGGACAGGGACAACAAGGUGCACAAGGAGGCCGCGCUCCACCUGCUCCGGUCCGUCUCCUGCGAGUGGCUUGUCAAGCCGCCUGUGAUCAGCGGCUACGCCGACGCCGGUGAAUGUGUGGACGACAUGGCGUCGUCGUGCCAAAACAACUUUGUUAUCCCCGUCGGCGAACAGAUGCUCUGCUGGGUCGACUUGGCGCGCGGCCUCCUCUUCUCCGACGUCGUGUUCGACGAGAGCCCCAGUCUGCGGCACGUGCCGCUCCCCAAGGAUCCCGAUUUCGGCCUGCGGAGGUGCCGUGCUUCUCACCAUGCCUACGCCAUCCACACCUGGACGCUGAGGAUGGACGUCGACAUGGCCUGGGUGAUGGACGGCAGUCUCGACGCCACCCAGGUCUGGGCCCUCGACGGCUACAAUUGCCUCCCACGCGUCGAGCUGGACAACCCUGUCCCUGUCGUGAGCAUGGACGAACCCGACGCCAUCUGCUUCGAGGACGGUGGUGCGGUAGUUGUGGGACCGUCUCUUGCCCAGCAGGGUCUCCAAGGCCAGCCACCAGGUCCAGCUGCACAAGCAGAAGCUAUGCAAAACUUGAUGAGCUCAAGGAUUAAAAAUAAGCUGCAAGCAAUCGACGACACUACGCAGGCAGCUUCACCGGAGGCGGCGAUCUUGGCCGUGCUUCAAGAGAUACCUGGCUUGGAUCGUGAUGAUAUGAUGAAAGCCUAUCGCAGUCUUCCCCACGACGAUAGUGGCCGCCGAUUCAGAUCCCUUAUGGGGCUGCCAAUGGAUUUGAGGAAGGAUUGGGUGCUGAUGGAGGUCAAAGCCAGUGAAGCUUGUGUUUUGUGCUCUGCAUGUUCAGCAGACAUGCAAAUAAAAGAAUGA